Molecule: messenger RNA, 1057 nt
Organism: Poeciliopsis prolifica (blackstripe livebearer)
Lineage: Eukaryota; Metazoa; Chordata; Actinopteri; Cyprinodontiformes; Poeciliidae
Product: nucleolar protein dao-5-like
Exons: 17
Coding region: 92-1057 (321 amino acids)
Source: RefSeq, a predicted model, not a curated record
GUUUGUUUUUUUUUGUUUUUUUUAUACAUCAAUCACUGUUGAAACUCUGAGGAGAGGAUCGCAGAGGGAUCUCUGAAGGAUCUCCGGCAGGAUGGAGGCCUGCAUGAUGAAGCCAGAGGUCAAAAAGAAGCCGAAACCGCCUAAACCUCCUCCAAAGCCCUCAGAGGUCAAAAGAAACGAGGCAGAGAGAGACGUGAAGCCAGCUCCUCUGAUGCCUCCUCGACCCAAAGAUGCUGAGCUGACUCACACAGAAUACAGAAUAAAAAAAGCAGCAGCCUCAAACAGCGAGCUGAAUGGCAGCAUCCAGCAACAAUAUACCAAACUAAAACCGUCUGAAACUGCUGCUGCUUCGCAGAGACUCGCAGGAAAGGAACCAAAAGCAACAACGAGACCCGGUGAACCCAGAAAGACUUCCAGACAAACUGACCAAACAGAAGCUGCUGCAGAUGAUAUGGAUUUCAAGCGGAGCAAUAAGUGGGAAUGUUUCGACGCAGCCAAAAAGAAAACGCCAACAUUUACAGAGAACGGAGGUCUCCUCGCUGAAAUGUUUUGCAAAACACCCAAGGAGAAAUCAUCCUCUCCUGCCCUGAAGGUCAGUAAAGCAGAAAGUGAUUCUGAAGAUGUGGAGAAAGAAGAAAAGAAAACAUGUGAACCAACCCACGAUGCCGUUUCCGACUCUGACAUCUCGGCCAGCACCGAGAACUUAUCUGACAACAAGCAGGAGAAAACUGGAGGUCUGUUCAGUAGACUCCUCAAAAAGACGCCCAAAGGAGAAAAGACUGAGACUCCAGACAGAGAGGCUCAGAGGGAUCCGUCAGCCAGCUGUGAAGACCUGGCUGAGAAUAACAAGGAGAAAAACAUUUUCAGCAACAAGUUUAAGAAAACACUGAAGCCAGCAGCAGAGGGCGCUAAAGCAGAGACACAGGACAUGGACACUGACAGACGACUGUCCGCCAGCAGUGAGGACCUGACCGGCCCAAAGGAGAAAAAAGGAGGCCAGGCUGGAAUAUUCAAAAGAUCUUCAAGCUUUGACAACCUGCUGGACGAGGUCAGUUAA